AGGGAGAUGUGUGCUCUCUCAUCGGGUGAUAUUUCACGAUGAGGGGUGUUGCAGUUUUUCUGGCAUUGCUGCUCUGUCUGUACUGGACGUGGGCUCAAGGUGAGAAAGCAGGAGGAAACAGGAAGGAAGAUGUUCCGUUUGAGAUAGAAGGUGUCAAAGCAGCUCAAGACCACAGCAGCAGACACGCCAACGUCACCCCUGACAUCUGGGCUGAGCUGAAGGAGCUGAGAGACAUGGCCAUCGAACAGAAGGUGGAGCUGAGAUACAGCCAGAGCGAUAUAGCAGCGCUGAAGCAAGAGAAUACAGUUUUGAAGGCCAGACUGAGCACGAGUGAAAAGCAGGUGGAGGAACUGAAGAGGGAGAGCACAGAUUUUGAGGCCAGACUGAACGCCAGCAAAAAUGAGGCGGAGGAGCUGAAGAUGGCAAAUGCUGCAUUGGAAGCCAGAAUGACCUCCACUGACAAUGAGGUGCUGGAGCUGAAAACACAGAAUGCAGAACGUCCAAAGGUGGCUUUCUCACUUGGUCUUACAGAUGCAGGAGGAGUUGGACCCUUCAACACAGACAUCACGCUAAAGUUUAGCAAAGUCUUCUACAACUUUGGUGAAGCCUACAACCCAGUUUCAGGUUGCUUCACCGCCCCAGUCAGAGGAGCCUACUACUUCAGAUUUACGAUGUGGGAGUACCGCACUUCAUAUUCGAUGACUGUUAGUUUGUUUCACAAUGACAAGAGGGUGAUGUGGAAUUUUGACAGAAAUGAUGAGUUCUAUGUGAACAUGUCUAAUGCUUUAAUACUUCAGCUGGAAAAGGGGGACUUGGUCUACAUGACUCUCCACUCAGGCUACAGUUUGUAUGAUACUGCAAAUAAUCUGGUCACUUUUAGUGGAUUUCUGCUGUUCCCUCUGUGAGGAUGCAUGGAAGAAACAGUCAAUUAGGUCAGUUAAUCAAACAGAAUAUACGCACGCUUUUGUCUAGGUUGAUGAAUGAGACAUAGGCUAAGAAUUUUUGAAUGGUGUUAACAAAUUCAAUCCAUGUUCUGUUUGAUUAUCAAUAAAGCAUUUGAAGUCCUGAA
Molecule: messenger RNA, 1069 nt
Organism: Amphiprion ocellaris (clown anemonefish)
Lineage: Eukaryota; Metazoa; Chordata; Actinopteri; Pomacentridae
Product: heavy metal-binding protein HIP-like
Exons: 6
Coding region: 39-905 (288 amino acids)
Molecular function (GO): protein binding
Source: RefSeq, a predicted model, not a curated record